This is a messenger RNA of Oppiella nova, 1659 nucleotides long. The record is from the annotation of a GenBank genome assembly. NCBI's taxonomy places the organism in Eukaryota, Metazoa, Arthropoda, Arachnida, Sarcoptiformes, Oppiidae.
AUGUCUGACAAUAAUAUAAUAACUUUGGGGAAGCCUUACGAUGAGAUCCCCAACAUAUCAGUGGGUGAACUCUUUUCCAAGGCAUUGAGACAAUUGGACCCUGAGUUUAUAUGUGCUAUUGACGCCAACACUGACACAAAACUAACGGCAAACGAGUUGAUCACAAAAUGCAAUGCAUUGGCGAUGGCUUUGAUUGAAAGAGGAAUCACUGAAUCGGAUCUGAUUUUAACAUUCGCUGAAAAUACCAUUGAAUUGGUUGUAGUCUUGUUUACAGCGGUAUUAUUGGGAGUAACUCUUUAUCCAAUCACUCCAAUCGCUAAUGUCUAUGAAUUGGAGAAAUUAUUUGAGACAUUGAAUUCAGUGGUUGUCUUCACAUCGCAAUCAAAAUCUCAAAUAAUUAAUAAAAUACUUGGAAAUAAUACCUCAAAAUCUAAUGUAAAAUCAGUUUUCAUAAUAGACGGCACUUUUGACAAUUAUGUUACAUUUGAUGAACUACUCAAAGAGGGUCUCAACAAAAAUUUACCACAAAUUCCAUACUUUGAAGUGAAAGAUCCAGAAAAAGAGAUCUUUUUAAUUCUGCAAAGUUCUGGAACUACUGGUGUGCCGAAGUCGACACUUUUAUCUCAUAAAGCAUUUGUAGCUAGUAUCUAUUCAAUGAUCAAUUCUGGAAUGAAUUUCGACGAGUUUGCUGAGCACCCGAAGUUUGGACACAUCACACCAUUUGGUUGUAUCACUGGAAUGACAUUCCUUUACGGAUAUAUCUGUUGUGGUGUUUCGGUCGUCACUUUCAGACACUAUAACGAAGAGUUAAUAAUGAAAUCAAUUGAAAAAUACAAAAUCAAUUUCAUUAUGAUUGUGCCCGCAUUUGGACCGCUACUGGUAUCGGGACCUUUGGUUGAUAAAUAUGAUCUGUCAAGCCUGGGGUUUGUAUACACGGGAGGCGCCCACUUCCCUGAAUGUACGGCCAAAGCUAUUAUUGCCAAAUACGGAGUCAAAUUUCAAGAAGUAUACGGAAUGACAGAAUACUGUGGAACCCUAACCCAUGUGCCCGAUCUGGAGGUUUGUGGCCAAUAUAUCGCUGGAAAUCUGGGCAGACCUGCGAAGAAUACACAAAUGAAGAUCAGAGAUCUAACCACUGGUGAGAGUCUGGGUCCUAAUAUUGACGGAGAGAUCUGUGUUCGCGGACCCAAACUCUUCUCCGGAUAUCUUAACAAUCCUUUGGCCACUAAAGAGGCCAUCGAUAGUGAGGGAUGGCUUCGGACGGGAGAUAUGGGACAUUACGACGAAAAACAUAGAUUUUUCAUCACUGAUAGACUCAAAGAACUCAUUAAAUUUGGCACAAAACAGGUGUCGCCCACAGAAGUCGAACAGUUCCUAUUGACCCAUAAAUGUGUGGCAGAGGUGGCUGUGGUUGGGGUCAGACACGAGACACAGAGUCAAUGGGUUAGGGCUUACGUUAAAGUCAGAGACGGUAUGACUGUCACCGAAGAGGAGCUCAAGAAAUAUGUCUCCGACAAUCUGAAUGAUGCAAAACUAUUGAGGGCUGGCGUUGUAUUCGUGGAUCGUAUCCCCAGAACAACAGUUGGAAAAGUCGAUCGAAGAUAUUUCAAGCAAUUAAUUGCCGACCAAAUCAUUAAAAGUAACUCAUUUGACAACUAA